AUGUUGUUGGAGUUGUCGUUGUCGAGCCUCAGGCACGUGAUUGACGGCGCCGGGUUCUUGCAGCUCUUCUUGAGCUUUGCCCCGAGCACCUCGGAAAGCGCGUGUGGGCCCGUUUUCGAGCUCGGGAGCUCGUUGCUCUCGUGGGGCCCGAUAAUUGGGACCGCGAAAUUCGUCUUCGCGUUUUGGCCGCUCAUUAGGACGGCCGCUUGGUCGUACGCCCUUGCCGCGGCUUCGGCCGUCUCGAAUAUGAGAGAAAAGGGUGUGUGCGUAUUAAAAGCUUUCACCUGUUUUGCUAUUUACUGA
Molecule: messenger RNA, 303 nt
Organism: Striga asiatica
Lineage: Eukaryota; Viridiplantae; Streptophyta; Magnoliopsida; Lamiales; Orobanchaceae
Source: the annotation of a GenBank genome assembly